UCCAAUUUCCCUUUGUCUAAGUCAGCAGACGGCUGUCGCACACACACUCACUGAUGACGUAGAGGAUACGGGCGGAUUAAUUAAAAAAACGAAACAACGUGUUGCUGUCUCGGUUUACGUUUGUUUACAAUGUGAAAACUAUCCUGGAGGAGUUAUGCCCCUGACGAGACUCUCUGUCCAGCCAGUCGCUACUAUGAAGGAUAAAAAAACUUGCUCAGGUCCUUUCAUCGUCAAAUGGAGGGAGGCGUCUAAGAAAAUCUUGCAGAAGACUGAGUCUCACAAUGGCGGUCAUGCCAUCGCCGAGAGGUGCGACUCCACGCUGUCCACAGUGUCGGAGAAACUGGACAUCUGCAGGAUCUGUCACUGUGAGAGGGAGGAGAACAACAGACUUAUCUCCCCCUGCCUGUGUUCCGGAAGUCUCAAGUACAUCCACCUCUCGUGUCUGCAGAAGUGGAUCAAAAGCUCCGAUAAAAAAUCCUGCGAACUCUGCAACUUUGAUUACAUCAUGGCCACAAAGACUAAGCCUUUUAAAGAGUGGGAGAAGCUUGAGAUGACCCCCGCUGAGCGGAGAAAGAUCGCGUGCUCCGUGACCUUCCACAUCAUCGCCAUCACGUGCGUCAUCUGGUCCCUCUACGUCCUCAUCGACCGCAGCACGGAGGAGGUGCACUCCGGGUCGCUGGAGUGGCCGUUCUGGACCAAACUCAUCGUGGUGGCCAUCGGCUUCACGGGCGGGCUGGUCUUUAUGUACGUGCAGUGUAAGAUGUACAUCCAGCUGUGCCUGAGGUGGCGUCAGUACAACAAGCUCAUUCACAUUGACAAUGCCCCGGAGGAUCCCGAGCUGAGGGCAGAGGCAGCGGCCAGGAUCAAGGCACGUGCCACAGAGAAACACGGCGUGGUCAACACUGUGGCACUGCAGGAGGUCGAUACGUUUUAGCUCUUGUGGGCCUGGGGUUAACAGGUUUAACCCUUGUGGGCCUGGGGUUAACAGGUUUAAGUCUUGUGGGCCU
Messenger RNA from Physella acuta, 1007 nucleotides. RefSeq names its product E3 ubiquitin-protein ligase MARCHF1-like. Gene Ontology annotation, molecular function: zinc ion binding. The record is from RefSeq and is a predicted model, not a curated record. NCBI's taxonomy places the organism in Eukaryota, Metazoa, Mollusca, Gastropoda, Physidae.